Messenger RNA from Closterium sp. NIES-65, 2118 nucleotides. Lineage: Eukaryota; Viridiplantae; Streptophyta; Zygnematophyceae; Desmidiales; Closteriaceae. The record is from the annotation of a GenBank genome assembly.
AUGCUACACUCACCGGUGUUCCCUCUUGCUUACCCCUCCCCCGCGUCCCUCCCCCCUGCAUGUCUUUUCCUUGCACCACUCUCCCCGUCCCUAUCACCGUUUCCUCCGCCCGCCCAUCUCCCCAUGCCUCUCUUCCCUCCCCCCCUUCCCCUUCCGCUUUCUCCCUCUCUCCUCUUUCUCCCUCUCUCCUCUUUCUCCCUCUCUCCUCUUUCUCCCUCUCUCCUCUUUCUCCCUCUCUCCUCUUUCUCCCUCUCUCCUCUUUCUCCCUCUCUCCUCUUUCUCCCUCUCUCCUCUUUCUCCCUCUCUCCUCUUUCUCCCUCUCUCCUCUUUCUCCCACCUCUUUCCGCUUUCUCCCUCUCUCCUCUUUCUCCCACCUCUUUCCGCUUUCUCCCUCUCUCCUCUUUCUCCCACCUCUUUCCGCUUUCUCCCUCUCUCCUCUUUCUCCCACCUCUUUCCGCUUUCUCCCUCUCUCCUCUUUCUCCCACCUCUUUCCGCUUUCCACCUCUCUCCUCUUUCUCCCACCUCUUUCCGCUUUCCACCUCUCUCCUCUCCCACCCCCAGCUGAUGAACGCGAACGGCAUAGUGGCGCUGCCAGUGGCGGCACCGCCGGGGAAGUGGCUGGGGGCGGGCGGGGCGAACAUCGUGGACGGGGAUAAGCAUGCUUUCCUUUCUUCCCCCCGUUCCGCCCGCUGUGAUGGCACGGCAGAUCAGCAAUGCGUAGCGAGGGGACGAGAGAGAGAAACAUUGUCCUCUUUAAUGCCCUCCUCGCUGCCUCCCUCCUCGCUGCCUCCCUCCUCGCUGCCUCCCUCCUCGCUGCCUCCCUCUUCGCUGCCUCCCUCCUCGCUGCCUCCCUCCUCGCUGCCUCCCUCCUCCCCUUCCCUGUCACUCCUCCCCUCCCUACCAACUCGCUCACACAAGGCGAUGCAUGCUCCCUCUCUCUCCUCUUCCUCACUUCUCACUCUUUCUUCCUCCACCCUCUCCUUCCUCGCCCCACCCCACCAGGGAGUGGUGAGCAUGGCGGACGUGGCAAUGCAUGUGGUGAGGGAGGCAGCGAGGCCAGCAGCGCUCAAGGCGGGGGUGGUGAGCCUCAUCGGCAACUCGCCUGAGGGGCUCUCGCUCUGGGUCGCCUCCACCUCCACGCCCUUAGUGGACGCCAUGGAGCCGCUAAGCAAGGGCAUUCACCGGCUGCUCGUGCGCUGCCCCAUCGCCCCCCCUGCUGCCCCAUCUCCUGCCUAUGCUGCUCCGACUGCCAUGACCUUUGGCCACGCCACCCCUGAGGCACCUGAGACUCAGGGAUCGCCAGCAGCAGAAGGUGGAGCAGAAGCAGCAGACGCAACAGGAGGAGAAGCAGCGGCGGCAGAAGGAGAAGCAGGAACAACAGAGGAAGCAUCAGAUGCGGCUAGGCCGGCCACAGGAGCAGAAUCAGAAGCAGCAGCACCACCCCUGGCUCUCAAGCACUCCUACCACUUUGUCUCCCAGACUGACGUGGCAGCCUUCCUGCUGCUCCACGUGGACGCGCUGGGUGACGUGGCACAGCGCACUGUGGAGCAGCUAGGCCUCGCGGACCCGCUCUUCCCGCCCCUCGCUAUAGUGUCGGGCAUUACAGUCACUGCCGCGCUCAGGCUCAUGCAGCGCGCUGGUGGCGUGAGAGCGGUGGCUGUGGUGGCGGGGAGUGCGGAGGAGGAGGAGCGGAUGGAGGAGGGCGAGGGGUCUGGUGCUGCAUCUGCUGCUGGUGCUGACGUGGCAGGAGGAAGGGGAGGAGGAGGGGGUGGGGCAGGGAGGGGGAGGGAGCGGGGAGAAGCAGGGUGGGUGAGGGGUGGCCGGCUGCUGGGGACUCUGUCAGUGUCGGAUCUAAGAGGCAUGGACGCGGAGACUUUAGCUCAGCUCACAUCCAUGAAGGUGCGGGACUUCCUCGCUCACAUGGCGUCGCUCUCCCCCGAGGGUCGGCGCCCGUCCAUCACGUGCCGCAUGGCGGCGCCCCUGGCGGAGGUCAUGGCUCUCGCAGCCACCAACCGCGUGCACCGCGUGUGGGUCACGGGGGAGGACGACGAGCUGCUGGGGGUGGUGUCACUCACUGACGUUAUCUCGGCUUGCAGACGGGCAGGUGGACACUGGUAG